Molecule: messenger RNA, 1161 nt
Organism: Theobroma umbraticum
Lineage: Eukaryota; Viridiplantae; Streptophyta; Magnoliopsida; Malvales; Malvaceae
Product: F-box protein CPR1-like
Molecular function (GO): protein binding
Source: RefSeq, a predicted model, not a curated record
AUGGCUUCCAUGCCAAGCCCUGUAAUCUUUGACAUUCUCGUUCGACUUCCAGUAAAAUCUCUAGCGAGAUUCAAGGCCUUAAACAAGCUUUGUCGCUCCUUCAUCAGGGAUCCACGUUUUAUUGUUACCCACCUCAAGUACGGUGCAGAUGAAGGUAAUGAUGUCUGCUUAAUCCUUUCAUGCAUGCAGCAUGGAAAUCUUAACAGCAUAGUUCACAUCCUCACCGUCAGAGACAAUGAUGAGCUUGCGGUUGUUGAGUACUCUGCUCCUGUAAGUUUCGACUCUUACCAGAUUUUACCUUCAUGCUAUGGCUUGGUUUGCUUUUAUGGUCUCCAUGGUGGUGUUCAUGUUUGCAAUCCUAGCACCAAAAACAUAGCCAGACUCCCAGAUAUUGAUGCUGAGGGCAUUCGAUCUUUGAGCUGCGGAUUUGGGUUUGAUCGAAUGAGUGGUAAACAUAAGGUCAUCAAAUUUCUGGAGCCUCUGGAAGGAGAGUACCCUUUUACGGAUAAUCUCAGGAUUGAAAUAUUCACAACGGGCAAUAAUUCUUGGAGGACAGUAAGGUACCAUCCUUGUUUUCGCUUUCUACACCACCAGCCAGCGGUGUUUGCUGGCGGGUUCUUUUACUGGAUUACAGCUGAUUCUACUGAUCCUGGUGGUCCAUCUAGUUUCUCAAUUGUUUCCUUUGAUGUUGGAAAUGAAAUCUUCGAAGCCAUUUCUCUACCAGAAAGUGUUUCAGAAAAGAAUUGGUUUAACUUAUAUCUGGUGGAACUAGGAGGUGAAUUAUGCUUGGUGGACUUGGAUUAUGAAUUGGAUCAAGACAGGAAAAGAAUGGACAUUUGGAUCUUCAAAGCCAGCAUUGCUGACAAGAAAGAGCAGUGGGUGCACGAAACGAUCGUUCAUCAAUCCGAACCUAUCGAUACCACUCGUCCUGUGGCGUUUAAUGGUGAAGAGAUUUUACUGCAUGGAUUUAUCAAAGGCCUGGGUAACUUGAACUGGUACAAUCUGCGGAGUGGUAGUUUUAGGCAACUGAAAAUCAAAGGUGUUCCUUCGCAAUACUGUCACGUAAGCCAUCACGUAGAAAGCCUUUUCCUGGUUCUCCAUUAAUCCAUGUGAAAAGCAGGUCAGUAUAUAGAUAACGUAUAUUCAUCCAGGGCAAGCUAA